This is a messenger RNA of Engraulis encrasicolus (European anchovy), 1273 nucleotides long. RefSeq names its product glutaredoxin and cysteine rich domain containing 1 a (gene grxcr1a). Bases 1 to 933 code for a protein of 310 amino acids. The record is from RefSeq and is a predicted model, not a curated record. Lineage: Eukaryota; Metazoa; Chordata; Actinopteri; Clupeiformes; Engraulidae. Gene Ontology annotation, biological process: sensory perception of sound. The transcript has 4 exons.
AUGGAGGGGACGAUGCUGAGCGUGGCGGGGGUCGGGGUCGGGGUGGUCGGGGAGGACAAGCCGCCCCAGAAGAGGGUGAGGUUUCGGGUGGCGUCGGGCAGCAGCGGCCGGGUGCUGAAGGAGAUGUUCAAGGACGAGGGGCCCUCGGACUCGCUGGACUCGGACUGCACCAGCAGCACGGAGCAGGACCGCUCCAGCACGCCCUCCACCAGCGGCGAGGCCAGCAGCCAGCUGUACGGCUCAUCGUCCUCCUACCUGGGCUCGGAGCUGGACGACAGCGAGAGCGAUCCCGACGACCUGCUGCUGAUUGCAGGCGGGGCCAAGGACCGCACGUUCAAGUCCAAGCGGCGGGUCAACAUCCUCAGUAAAAACGGGACUGUGAGGGGCGUCAAGCAUAAAGUCAGUGCAGGUCAACAGCUGUUUAACAACCUCAAUGAGGAGGCUGGGCCUGACAUGACGGUUGAGUUUGGACGGAUCGUCAUCUACACCACCAGCUUCCGUGUCGUCCGGGCGACGUUUGAACGCUGUGAGAUUGUGCGCAAGAUCUUCCAAAACCACCGGGUGAAAUUCCUGGACAAGAACAUCGCCUUGAACAGUGACUACGGGAAGGAGCUGGAGGAGAGGUGCAAGAGGGUGGGGGAGCCUCCAUCUCUCCCUGUGGUCUUCAUUGAUGGACAGUACCUCGGGGGAGCUGAGAAAAUAUUGGCCAUGAAUGAAUCUGGAGAACUCCAGGAUCUUCUGACUAAAAUCGAGCGAGUGCAACUCCCACAGCCGUGCCAGGCCUGCGGGGGCUACAACUUCGUCCCGUGCCCCAUGUGCCAUGGCAGCAAGAUGUCCAUCUACCGCAACCGCUUCACGGACAACUUCAAGGCCCUCAAGUGCUCGUCGUGCAACGAGAACGGCCUGCAGGCCUGCUCCGUCUGCUCGCUCUGAUGACCGCUUCUCUCCAGUGCAGUGCACACUUCCCCAUUUACUGCACUGACCUUUACACUGACUUGGACAAACUGAACAUGGGAGGCAAAGACCAGACAGCAGCAAUUUUCCAAUGGAGAACACAUUUUGGAUUUUUUUUUUUUUAAAUAGACAAUUGACCCUUGUGGGCCCUUGGUCUAGGCCGAUGUCAUCCUUGUUUAUAUUCUCUUUAAAGACAUGAACAUUUGAAGCCAAUUCUUUGCAAUUAUUAGCUGUGCCAAUGUUAUGAGUUAUAGGGCAGUAUACUGACAUUUCAAGUUGGCAGUGAUGUAUUGGGAGUGCAUAAAGGUUGUUUUCUAAG